Messenger RNA from Phodopus roborovskii (desert hamster), 1318 nucleotides. It is a transcript of the gene Pard6a, whose product is annotated as par-6 family cell polarity regulator alpha. The transcript is spliced from 3 exons. The coding region runs from base 146 to 1186 and encodes 346 amino acids. The record is from RefSeq and is a predicted model, not a curated record. NCBI's taxonomy places the organism in Eukaryota, Metazoa, Chordata, Mammalia, Rodentia, Cricetidae. Gene Ontology annotation, molecular function: protein kinase C binding. Gene Ontology annotation, cellular component: cell cortex; apical plasma membrane; nucleus. Gene Ontology annotation, biological process: centrosome cycle; regulation of cellular localization; establishment or maintenance of cell polarity.
UCCCCCUUGACGUAAUGAUUCGGGUAGGAGGGAGGGGCCAGUGCUACUGCCAGGGGCGGGGCGGCUCGGGCCAGCGGGCCGGGCUGUGCACCUGCGCCUCGGCGGGCAGCCUUGGGGCACUGUCCCCGGCCCGCCUGGUCCCGCAAUGGCCAGGCCGCAGAGGACUCCGGCGCGCAGUCCCGAUAGCAUCGUCGAGGUGAAGAGCAAAUUUGAUGCCGAGUUCCGACGUUUUGCGCUGCCCCGCGCUUCGGUGAGAGGCUUCCAGGAGUUCUCGCGGUUGCUGUGUGUGGUACACCAGAUAUCUGGCCUGGAUGUGCUGCUUGGCUAUACGGAUGCUCACGGCGACUUGCUGCCCCUCACCAACGAUGACAGUUUGCACCGGGCCCUGGCCAGCGGGCCCCCGCCACUGCGCCUAUUGGUGCAGAAGCGGGCAGCAGGUGACUCCAGUGGUCUGGCUUUUGCCUCCAACUCUCUGCAGAGGCGAAAGAAAGGGCUCCUGCUUCGACCAGCGGCACCUCUGCGCACCCGAUCACCCUUGUUAAUCAGCCUGCCCCAAGAUUUCCGACAGGUGUCUUCAGUCAUAGAUGUGGACCUACUACCUGAGACCCAUCGACGUGUGAGGCUUCACAAACAUGGUUCAGAUCGUCCCCUGGGCUUCUACAUUCGAGAUGGCAUGAGUGUUCGGGUGGCUCCCCAGGGCCUGGAGCGGGUUCCAGGUAUCUUCAUCUCCCGCCUGGUACGUGGGGGCCUGGCUGAGAGCACAGGGCUGCUGGCAGUGAGUGAUGAGAUCCUCGAGGUCAAUGGCAUUGAAGUGGCCGGGAAGACCUUGGACCAAGUGACAGACAUGAUGGUUGCCAACAGCCAUAACCUCAUUGUCACUGUCAAGCCUGCCAACCAGCGUAACAAUGUGGUUCGAGGGGCCUCUGGGCGUCUGACAGGGCCUUCCUCUGUAGGGCCUGGGCCUACUGACCCUGACAGCGACGAUGACAGCAGUGACCUGGUCAUUGAAAACCGCCACCCUCCAUGUUCUAAUGGGCUGUCUCAGGGACCCCUGUGCUGGGACCUGCAACCUGGCUGCCUACUUCCCGGUGCUGGCAGCUCUCUGCCCUCCUUGGAUAGCCAAGAGCAAGCCAACUCUGACUGGGGGAAUGGCAUGCGAGGUGAUGUUAGUGGAUUCAGCCUCUAACAGCCAAAGAUGCAGCCCUUGUUACUUUAGGCUGCUGGAAUGUGGCAUGGACUUUCCAGUUGGGGAGGGAAGAUUAGCUUGUUCUCAGAGCCCUCUCAACCCAGUGAACAUUAAAGGUUUUCUACAAAUGUA